Eremothecium cymbalariae DBVPG#7215 is the source of this 444-nucleotide messenger RNA. It is a transcript of the gene SWS2, whose product is annotated as mitochondrial 37S ribosomal protein uS13m. Lineage: Eukaryota; Fungi; Ascomycota; Saccharomycetes; Saccharomycetales; Saccharomycetaceae. Bases 1 to 444 code for a protein of 147 amino acids. The record is from RefSeq and is a predicted model, not a curated record. Gene Ontology annotation, cellular component: mitochondrion; small ribosomal subunit; ribosome. Gene Ontology annotation, biological process: translation. Gene Ontology annotation, molecular function: structural constituent of ribosome; RNA binding. The transcript has a single exon.
AUGGUUGUCCAUAUUCUCGGUAAAGGUUUCAAGGGUAAGGAGGUGGUUAAGAUUGCACUUGCAUCAAAGUUCUAUGGCGUGGGCCAAAAAACUGCUGAAAAGAUCUGUUCUAAACUGGGUUUUUACCCGUGGAUGCGAAUGCAUCAGCUUAAUGAGGCUCAAGUGAUGUCUAUAACAACUGAGCUGACGAAUAUGACUAUUGAAGGUGCUGCUAGAGCUGUUGUAAAAGAAAAUAUUGCAUUAAAAAGAAGAAUUGGUUCCUACCAGGGUAUGAGACAUGCUCUUGGACUUCCUGUUCGUGGGCAGCGUACUAGGAACAAUUCUAAGACUGCAAGAAAAUUGAACAAACUUGAUAGAAGAGGGUAUCAUACUAGUGCUACAAAUCAGCCAGAAAGUGACCUUGUGGGUAAUCUCUGUCGUUAUUUGGGCAUAUGGCAUAGCUAA